AUGGCACCAAGUAACAUACCAAUAAUUACCACUUGUGUCUUCAUUCUUUUGUGUGUCACAUGUACCAAUGCUGUCCAGAGUGAUAUUGAUUGCCUUAAAGCCUUUAAAGCUUCAAUUCAAGAUCCAGAAAACGUCUUAACUACAUGGGAUUUUAAUAACAAUACCGAAGGAUACAUCUGCAAGUUUGCAGGCAUCGAAUGCUGGCAUCCUGAUGAAAACAAGGUUCUAAAUAUAAAACUCCCAGACAUGGGACUCAAGGGCACAUUACCUCUUGCACUCCAGAAUUGUACCUCAAUGACAGGAUUAGAUCUUUCUAGCAACAACUUUUUUGGAAAUCUCCCAACCAACAUGACAAAAAUUCUAGGGUUUGUGACAACUCUCGAUCUAUCUUCAAACAAUUUCUCAGGGGAAAUCCCUGCAAGCUUUGCAAACUGUUCUUAUCUUAAUGUUCUCAGACUCGGUAACAACCGGUUUUCGGGUCAGAUUCCUUUAGAAUUACGUAACCUUAAUCGCCUCAAAGAGUUUAGUGUUGUUAACAAUCAAUUAUCUGGUCAAGUUCCAUAUUUCCAAAAUGGUACAGAAGCAAGCUACACGGGUAAUCCAGGGUUAUGUGGGCGUCCUGUUUUGUCCCCUUGUCCAGGAACUGUUAAAAAAUCCAAUACGGGUGUCAUUGUGGGGGCCGCUGUUGGUGGGGCCACUAUUGCUGCGUUAAUUGUAGUUUUUGGAAUGAUGUUCUUUAUGCGUAAGGUUGUUAGGAAAAGGAAAGAUGAUGAUCCAGAUGGAAAUAAAUGGGCCAAGAGUAUUAAAGGAGCUAAAACCAUCAAGCUUUCCAUGUUUGAAAACCCGGUUUCCAAGAUGCGAUUGAGCGAUCUAAUGAAAGCCACCAACAGUUUUAGCAAAGAUAAUAUCAUCGGGUCAGGAAGAACCGGGUGUUUAUACAAAGCAGAAUUCGAAGAUGGCAGUUUACUUAUGAUCAAAAGAUUACAAGACACUCAACAUUCCGAAAAGGAAUUCGCAUCCGAAAUGUCAACCCUCGGAAAAGUCAAACACCGAAACUUAGUUUCACUUUUAGGGUUUUGUGUCGCGAAAAAAGAACGCCUUUUAGUCUACAAAUACAUGGCAAACGGUAACCUCCACGACAAACUCCAUCUAUUGGAAAAUGACACAAAACCCCUCGAUUGGCCUUCGAGGCUAAAAAUCGGAAUCGGAAUAGCCAAAGGGUUAGCAUGGCUCCACCAUAACUGCAACCCGCGUAUCCUUCACCGUAACAUAAGUUCAAAAUGCAUUCUACUGGAUUCCGACCUCGAACCCAGAAUCUCUGAUUUUGGGCUCGCAAGGCUCAUGAAUCCAGUAGAUACGCAUUUGAGUACUUUUGUAAACGGGGAAUUCGGCGAUUUGGGAUAUGUGGCCCCCGAAUACGCGCGUACCCUCGUGGCCACCCCAAAAGGCGAUGUGUAUAGUUUUGGGGUUGUCCUUUUGGAAUUGGUGACUGGUGAAAGACCGACACAUAUCAGUAAAGCUCCAGAAACUUUUAAGGGGAGUUUGGCUGAAUGGGUUAUUGAGUUAUCGUCUGAAGGGAGACUUCAGGACUCGAUUGAUAAGUCGUUGGUUGAAAAAAGAAAUGAAAGUGAGGUUUUCCAGUUUUUGAAAGUGGCGUGUAAUUGUGUGGUCCCGGCUCAUAAGGAGAGGCCCUCGAUGUUUGAAGUGUAUCAGUUGUUACGGGCGAUUGGUGCGCGGUAUAAUUUUUCAGCGGAUGAUGAGGUGUUGAUGAUGCCGAGUGAUAGUGGUGAUGGUGGUCAUAUUGAACUUAUUGUUGCUGGUGGUGUACAGAAGGAGUUUUGAAGAUAAGGUAUGAUUUAUAUGUAAUUAAUUUGUUAGUUAGUUUGUUGUUGUUGUUGAAAAUAUAUAGAUACAUAUGUUUACAGAUUAUGGUGUCCGU
Lactuca virosa is the source of this 1939-nucleotide messenger RNA. Lineage: Eukaryota; Viridiplantae; Streptophyta; Magnoliopsida; Asterales; Asteraceae. The record is from the annotation of a GenBank genome assembly.